This is a messenger RNA of Entrophospora candida, 876 nucleotides long. The record is from the annotation of a GenBank genome assembly. Lineage: Eukaryota; Fungi; Glomeromycota; Glomeromycetes; Entrophosporales; Entrophosporaceae.
AUGAAAAGAUUAUGGCAAGAUUUGGAUUUUCGUGUGAAUAGCAAUGUCAAAAUAACUGACAAACUUGUUAAAUUGUAUGUGCAACAUGUACAACAUGAAAAAAUAACAAUUAGAAGGAUAUUUUUUGGUGAAUCACCAAAAUUAACUGAUUGUUCAUUAAAAGUACUCAGGAAAACAAUGUGCCAUCAACUGACAAGUUUAGAAUUGAUGUCAAAUACAUUAAUAAGUGAUACAGAAAUUUGUGUGUUUAUACAUACUACUGGUCUUAACCUAAAGCAUCUAAAUUUGUCAGAUACAAGUGUUGGCAAUAGAACAGUUCGAAAAAUAUUGACAACAUGUUCAAAAUUAGAAACAUUGGAUCUAUCAAGUUGUAAUGGUGUCACCACCGAGGCAUUUGAUCCUAGUGAUUUACAAUGUAAAGCUACUGGAAUUGCUUCAAUUAAUUUAUCUGGAUUAAUCACACCAGAAGUAUUUUCAAAAUUAACUAAUUAUCCUGAAUUGAAAAGAGCUGCUUUAUUUGAACACACAAAUAAUUCUGCAGCAAGUUUUGAAAAAGAAUUUAAUAGUUUUACAACAACUUGUGUAAACUUGCAUGAGUUUACCUUAGUCAAUUGUUCAGAAAUGCCUGAUUAUUGGAUUGAUGAUGGUGUAACAUUCUUGUGUAAAUCAAGAUUAUCCAAAAAAUUAGAAGAAAUUGAUUUUCAUGGAAAUUCAAAUAUAACAGAUAAAUUUGAGAAUUAUGGGAAAUUUUUUUGUCAAUUUGAGAUUGAACUUGUAUUAAAUGGAUGUAAUAAUGUUCCACCAGAUGCUAUUGAUCUUUCAAGAAAAUUAUUAAGUUUAAAUGGGGGAAAAGUUUUUUACGAAUUUCGUGAAUGA